AGAGGAUUUCCUCAAAAUAUUUGAAAACCCGAACAUGAGGGUCUCGAUCGUCACCUUCUCCACAAGGGGCCACACCGUCCUAAAGCUCACCUCGGACAAAAAAGAAAUCGAAGACGGUCUCAACAAACUACGCAACACAGUGCCUACCGGAAACACAGACAUGCAGGAAGGAUUUAAAGCGGUCAAUGAGCAGAUCUCCACAGCAAACUCUGGAGAAAAGAAAGUGCACUCCAUGGUUGUCUCCCUAAUUGAUGGAGCACUUUGGCCUGAGUCCUUUCAGGCUACGAAGAAUGAAGCUCAGAGGACUCGACAACUGGGAGGGACUGUUUACAUUGUGGGUGUCAACAACUACGUGAAAAACCAGCUCGUAGCUAAGUCCUGCAUUGAGCUUACAAGUGUGGAACCGCCCAUUCACUGUGUGGGAGAAAACGACAAUGUAGGAAUCUUUGGAAGAGGUUUUCAUAACACCAAAAACAAAAACGAAGUUCUUUGCAGAUUUCAGAUAAGUGACACCAUAUUUUUUGGUAAGUAGCUCCCUUGCUUUGAACAAAUAACAAAUUUCCCACAACAUGCUCUCUUCCCUCAGGCACCAUGCCUCCAAAACCCUUGAUGCC
This is a messenger RNA of Talpa occidentalis (Iberian mole), 614 nucleotides long. RefSeq names its product anthrax toxin receptor-like. Gene Ontology annotation, molecular function: signaling receptor activity. Bases 35 to 532 code for a protein of 165 amino acids. Gene Ontology annotation, cellular component: membrane. Lineage: Eukaryota; Metazoa; Chordata; Mammalia; Eulipotyphla; Talpidae. The record is from RefSeq and is a predicted model, not a curated record. The transcript is spliced from 8 exons.